AAUCACAGAAUUGCCCUUUGUACAUUAUAGUGCACACUUAUAUAAGAACUUCGCUAGGGUUUUUGUUGAACUUCUCUCUGGGUAGAAGCCGCAAGAAGCAGGAAAAGAAGACUCUCUCUCAGGUCGAAGGAAGAAAAAUGUCUCACAGGAAGUUUGAGCAUCCCAGACACGGUUCCCUUGGAUUUCUUCCAAGGAAGAGAGCUGCUCGUCACAGAGGAAAAGUGAAGGCUUUCCCUAAGGAUGACCCAACCAAGCCCUGCAAGCUCACUGCUUUCUUGGGUUACAAGGCUGGUAUGACUCACAUUGUUAGAGAAGUCGAAAAGCCCGGAUCCAAACUUCACAAGAAGGAAACUUGUGAGGCUGUGACAAUUAUUGAGACUCCUCCAAUGGUUGUUGUUGGAGUCGUUGCUUACAUUAAGACUCCUCGAGGUCUUCGUUCUUUGAACACUGUCUGGGCACAGCAUUUGAGUGAGGAGGUCAGAAGAAGAUUCUACAAGAACUUUGCCAAGUCUAAGAAGAAGGCUUUCACAAAGUACUCAAAGAAGUACGAGACUGAUGAUGGAAAGAAAGAUAUCCAAUCUCAAUUGGAGAAAAUGAAGAAAUACGGAACUAUCAUCCGUGUUUUGGCACACACCCAGAUCAGGAAAAUGAAGGGUUUGAAACAAAAGAAGGCACACCUUAUGGAAAUCCAGGUCAAUGGAGGAUCCAUUGCUGACAAGGUUGACUUUGCUUAUGGUUUCUUUGAGAAGCAAGUCCCAAUUGAUGCUGUUUUCCAGAAGGAUGAGAUGAUUGACAUCAUUGGUGUGACCAAGGGUAAAGGUUACGAGGGUGUUGUUACUCGUUGGGGUGUCACCCGUUUGCCUCGUAAGACUCACAGGGGUCUCCGAAAGGUUGCUUGUAUUGGUGCAUGGCAUCCUGCUAGGGUCUCCUUCACUGUUGCUAGGGCUGGUCAGAAUGGUUACCAUCACCGUACUGAGAUGAACAAGAAGAUCUACAAGCUUGGCAAAACUGAGCAGGAAUCUCAUACAGCUAUGACCGAGUUCGACAGGACUGAGAAGGACAUCACUCCUAUUGGUGGGUUCCCUCACUACGGUAUUGUGAAGGAUGAUUACCUGUUGAUUAAAGGGUGCUGUGUUGGGCCAAAGAAGAGGGUAGUUACUCUCCGACAGUCGUUGUUGAAGCAGACCUCUCGUUUGGCUCUUGAGGAGAUCAAGCUCAAGUUUAUUGAUACCUCAUCCAAAUUCGGACAUGGUCGUUUCCAGACCACACAAGAGAAGCAAAAGUACUAUGGGCGCGUCAAGGCUUGAGUAUAGGAGAAUCUUUAACUAUUUUGAGCAACAAGUUAGUUAUUCUAAGGUUAUCUGUUUUAAAGACCUAUUUGAUAGUGUUCAAUUGGAGAGAGCUCCCUUGUUCUUUUUCCUUUUGAGUGGGUAGUGAGGUUUUUGACUCUUUGGAGGCCUAGGAACCUUCAGUUUUCAUUGCUGAACAAGUUUUAGUUUUUCCCUUAGUUAUAUGAUGAAUGAAUCGGAUAAUUUUGGUCUAUUAUAUUUUUGUUACUUCUUUUCA
Messenger RNA from Papaver somniferum (opium poppy), 1566 nucleotides. Its product is annotated as 60S ribosomal protein L3-like. The record is from RefSeq and is a predicted model, not a curated record. Gene Ontology annotation, molecular function: structural constituent of ribosome; RNA binding. The transcript is spliced from 6 exons. Gene Ontology annotation, biological process: translation; ribosomal large subunit assembly. Gene Ontology annotation, cellular component: ribosome; cytosolic large ribosomal subunit. The coding region runs from base 138 to 1307 and encodes 389 amino acids. NCBI's taxonomy places the organism in Eukaryota, Viridiplantae, Streptophyta, Magnoliopsida, Ranunculales, Papaveraceae.